AUGAAAUCAGAAGAACUUAUUCGCUUGAAAAGUUACUUUCUUAAGAAUUCCCGUGUUAAAGAUUUCUCUGGUUAUGGGGGGAAAAUACAUACACUUGGGUGGAAUAGCAGUGGGUCGAGAUUAGCAUCUGGAUCAUCAGACAAGCUUGUAAAUAUAUACUCACUGGAAUCCACAAGAUUAACAAAAGUACAUAGUUUCCGAGGUCAUAAUGAAAGCGUAGACCAACUUUGUUGGCACCCAUCAGAUAAUGAUGUUGUUGCAACUGUGGGUGCAGAUAGUGCUAUUCGUUUGUGGGACUGUCGGACCAAAAAAGAUCCAAUCACAGCACAAUGUAAAGGGGAGAACAUUAAUUUGGCAUGGUCACCGGAUGCACGUUACAUCGCUGUUGGUAGCAAAACAGAUUUGGUUUCAUGGUUUGAUUUGCGUGCUGGUUUCAAAGUGGUACAGGCGGAACAGUUCACUUCAGAAAUUAAUGAAUUCGCCUGGAACCCUAGCGGGGAAGCGUUUCUUUUAACUACUGGUCUUGGAAGUAUAUUAGUCUACAGUGGGAAACCAGGUGACAUGAAACGUGAAGCAAGUAUCCAAGCUCACCCAGUCAAUGCAAUGUGUCUUCAAUUUUCACCAACAGGUCAUCAAUUUGCUGUUGGUAGUGCAGAUGCUCUGGUGUCCAUUUGGGAUGCAGAUGAAUUUGUUUGCCUACGUACAUUAUCUCGCUUAGAAUGGCCAGUACGCACUUUGGGAUUCUCUUAUGAUGGCAAGUUAAUUGCUGCAGCUAGCGAAGAUCAUUUCAUUGAUAUUGGCCAUGUACAAACAGGUGAACAAGUCUAUCAAGUUGGGACACAUGCAUCGGCUACAUUUGUACUUGCUUGGCAUCCUCGACAGUAUUUGUUGAGUUAUUCAAGUGAAGCGAAAUACGAACGAGAUCAAGGUGUUAUUCGAUUAUUUGGUUUAGUGAAUGAUGAUUUAUAA
Molecule: messenger RNA, 969 nt
Organism: Schistosoma bovis
Lineage: Eukaryota; Metazoa; Platyhelminthes; Trematoda; Strigeidida; Schistosomatidae
Source: the annotation of a GenBank genome assembly